AUGGACCCCAACUGCUCCUGCGCCACAGGAAAGGGAAGUGAUGCAUGUGUCUGUGCUGGCUCCUGCAAGUGCAAAGAGUGCAAAUGCACAUCCUGCAAGAAGAGCUGCUACUCCUGUUGCUCCGUGGGCUGUACCAAGUGUGCCCAGGGCUGUGUCUGCAAAGAGUCGUUGGACAAGUGCAGCUUCUGUGCCUGA
Molecule: messenger RNA, 195 nt
Organism: Carlito syrichta (Philippine tarsier)
Lineage: Eukaryota; Metazoa; Chordata; Mammalia; Primates; Tarsiidae
Product: metallothionein-2E-like
Exons: 3
Coding region: 1-195 (64 amino acids)
Molecular function (GO): metal ion binding
Source: RefSeq, a predicted model, not a curated record